Messenger RNA from Penicillium verrucosum, 189 nucleotides. RefSeq lists its product as uncharacterized. Bases 1 to 189 code for a protein of 62 amino acids. The transcript is spliced from 2 exons. The record is from RefSeq and is a predicted model, not a curated record. NCBI's taxonomy places the organism in Eukaryota, Fungi, Ascomycota, Eurotiomycetes, Eurotiales, Aspergillaceae.
AUGUCCCUUUGGUUUUCUGGACCACUCGGAACUUUCUCGUCUGGAAUCUCCCGGGUACCGGUCUCUCUAGAUUAUAGCAAACAGCAUCUCCCCCAUCAUCGCAGAUCUUUCGUCUCUUCUUUCCCUCCCCCAUUGCCCCUAAUACUCAAUUUCUGUCUAUACUCAUAUAUCCUCCCCGGAAGCAAUUGA